Messenger RNA from Melanotaenia boesemani (Boeseman's rainbowfish), 951 nucleotides. RefSeq names its product olfactory receptor 52N5-like. The record is from RefSeq and is a predicted model, not a curated record. The transcript has a single exon. The coding region runs from base 1 to 951 and encodes 316 amino acids. Gene Ontology annotation, cellular component: membrane. Gene Ontology annotation, biological process: G protein-coupled receptor signaling pathway. NCBI's taxonomy places the organism in Eukaryota, Metazoa, Chordata, Actinopteri, Atheriniformes, Melanotaeniidae. Gene Ontology annotation, molecular function: olfactory receptor activity.
AUGGACAACUGGACGCUAAAUACAGACUUGCUGAUCCUGGAGGCCUUAAAGGUGACCCCUCAGUCCUCGCUCCCUGCCUUCAUCCUUCUCCUGCUCAUCUACGUCUUCAUCAUGGUGUCCAACAUCGGCCUGGUGGUUGUGAUCUUUACCAGCAGGAGCCUCCACCAACCCAUGUAUCUUCUCCUCUGCAACAUGAGUAUUAAUGAUGUUUUUGGGGCGACGGUGAUUGUGCCUCAUGUGCUCAGAGAUCUGCUGGUGUGGAAGUCAGAGCGCUACGUUCAUUACAUGGCCUGUGCAGUUCAGGCUUUCUGUGUUCACCUCCAUGCAAGCGUCUCUCACACUGUACUGAUGAUCAUGGCCUUUGAUCGGUAUGUGGCCAUCUGCAACCCGCUGCGUUAUGCCGCCAUCAUGACCCAGAGGAUGGUGACGAAUCUGUCCUGGGCUGCCUGGGGAUCGGCCUGUGUGCUGGUCAUGAUCCUGGUGGGCCUCAGCAUCCGCCUGUCACGCUGCAGGAAGGUCGUCCUCAACCUGUUCUGUGACAACGCCUCCCUGUUCAGCCUCACCUGCGAGAGCAUCCUCAUCAACAACAUCUACGGCCUCACCUAUACGGUGGUGCUGCUGGGCUCCUCCAUGUGCAGCGUCGCCCUCACCUACCUGAAGAUAGCUGUGGUGUGUCUGAGCAGCAGAAACAAGAUGCUGAACAGCAAAGCGCUGCAGACCUGCACCACCCACAUGGCUGUGUAUGUCAUCCUGCUUGUGUCUGGCUUCAUCAUCGUCAUCCUGCACCGUUUUCCUCAGCUGUCAGACCACAGGAAGGUGGUGUCGGUGCUGGGUCAUAUUGCACUGCCCGCGCUCAACGCUGUCAUCUACGGCCUGCAAAUUAAAGAAGUCCGGCAAAAAAUGGCUGCUGUGUUCCAAAAAACUAAAAUCGCUUCCAUGAAUGUAAAAUGA